Psylliodes chrysocephalus is the source of this 390-nucleotide messenger RNA. The record is from the annotation of a GenBank genome assembly. Lineage: Eukaryota; Metazoa; Arthropoda; Insecta; Coleoptera; Chrysomelidae.
UCUCUAGAAUUACAAAUAACUUGUCAACUUCAACUAAAAUAACAGUAUAUAGUACAAUUAUUCAGCCUCACUUCGAUUAUUGUGCCUCCAUUCUUCCUUUAUUUAAUCUCAACAAGUUAAAUCAACUUCAAAAACUACAAAAUCGAGGCAAGUGCAUAAUAUUAAAAACUAAUUGUCUUACACCAAUUGCCACAAUGUUAAAUUCUCUUCAAUGGUUUUCGAUUCAGCAAAGGUUGUAUUACUUGACAAUUAUGUUUAUUUAUAAAAUAAUUCAUUCUUUGGCUCCAUUCUACUUUCAUCAAUUUAUUUGUUAUCAUGGGGAUAUUCAUGAUUGCAGCACAAGAUCAACUAAUGAUAUAUACAUUAAAAAAGUUAAUUAUUCGAAAUCAC